This is a messenger RNA of Ylistrum balloti, 1332 nucleotides long. Its product is annotated as neuronal acetylcholine receptor subunit alpha-4-like. Gene Ontology annotation, cellular component: neuron projection; synapse; membrane. Lineage: Eukaryota; Metazoa; Mollusca; Bivalvia; Pectinida; Pectinidae. Gene Ontology annotation, biological process: monoatomic ion transmembrane transport; signal transduction; regulation of membrane potential. The transcript is spliced from 6 exons. The record is from RefSeq and is a predicted model, not a curated record. The coding region runs from base 1 to 1332 and encodes 443 amino acids. Gene Ontology annotation, molecular function: extracellular ligand-gated monoatomic ion channel activity; transmembrane signaling receptor activity; neurotransmitter receptor activity.
AUGGGUCUCCGUAUGUUGUUCAAUAUUACAGGAUUACACGACCUUGAAGCUACAAAUUACUCCCAUCAGAAGGAAUUCCAACUCCGGGAGCUGAUCUUCAUGAAAAAUUCUUACCAGAAACAAACCCGACCGGUUGCGACAGUAGAUGUCAAUGUCUCUCUCAGUGUCAUCACUUUUAACUCCCUGGAUGUUCGGGACCAGCUUUUAACCACCACUGGUUACUUCAGAAUGGCUUGGAUUGACAAAAGACUAGACUGGAGUCAGAACCCAAAGUUUAGUUCUGAUAUCAUGGCUAUACAUACGGAUGAGGAAACAAUAUGGCGGCCGGCUCUAAUAUUAGACAAUUCUGUGAGCGACAUGUCUGUCAUGAGUGAUACUUCCAUACCGAUCCGGCUGUUGUAUGACGGCAGUAUCUUGUGGACCCCGUCUGGAAUAUACAAAACAGUAUGUGAGACUGACGUCACAUUCUAUCCAUUUGAUACUCAAGUCUGUGAAAUCACUGUAAGGCCAUUUGGAUACACUUCAUUCGAGAUCAUGUUAAACAGUUCACCAUUAGCCAUCGAUAAUUUAAAGAAAAAUGGAGAGUGGGAAUAUAUCUCAUCUUCAACGAGAUCCACACUGAAAGGGAAAGGAAAGAACACCUUUUCAACUGUGAGUUUUAUUUUUAUAUUGAAACGUCGACCAAUGUACCAUGUACUCAACACACUGACCCCUACAAUACUGCUGGCGUUUCUGAGCUGUAUGGCGUUCAAACUUCCCGCCGAAUCUGGAGAGAGAAUUGGGUACUCACUGACGGUUCUGUUGUCGUAUGCCGUGUAUCUGACUCUAGUGGCUGAGGACAUACCAGCGACAUAUGUCACUACUCCACUAUUGUCGUUGUAUCUCUUAUUCAUCCUUACACUGGGAAUGUUAUCUGUCAUCUUAACAAUCAUGGUACUGGAAUGUCACCAUACAGAUCAGCAAGCGGAAGUACCUAAAUGGGUGAUGCUGACGGUCGAUUUCCUGCUGAUACUGAGCCUUCAAAUGCAAAAGAGACAUUCACAUUUCUGCCGCUGUUCGUUUGUUAAAACCAGAAAUACCAUGGACGCGUCUAAAGAGGUAUCAAACAACCUAAAGAAGGACACACAAGGAAAAGCCAUCGUACAAGAAUUGGAAGGCAGUUAUGCCAUUGAAUCUUGCACGUGGAUUGAAAUCGGACGGCUGCUGGAUAAAAGCUUCCUUAGACUUUUCUUGUUCAUUGUUUUCAUCGUAACCUGCACGUUCAUUACUGCGCUGUAUAUUGGCUAUAAUACACCUGUUUUAUAUCCUGAUAUAGCACAGAGUGAACCUUGA